AUGGGAGCGUUACUUUCUUUCUGGGACACAGAACAUCCUCAAAUAGCUAAAAAGCCGAAUAUUGCUGAUUCGCCUGGCAAGCAAUCAAUUUCUAUAAAAGGUUUCAGAUGGGGAGAAGUGGAAUUGCGAGUCGUCUCUGCUUAUGCGCCACAGGUGGGCUGUAGUGAAGAAGGGAAGGCGUGCUUUUGGGAAGAUCUGGAGCAGUACGUCCAAUCCCUGGAAGGCGAAGAAGUACUUCUAAUCGGAGGAGACUUCAACGGACAUGUCGGUUCUCGGAAAGACGAGUUCGAGAGUUGUCAUGGUGGAUAUGGCUAUGGAGCUCGUAACGACGACGGGUUGCGAAUCCUGGAGUAUGCUGUUUCAAGUGACUUGAUCAUUGCUAACACGCAGAUGUUACGCCGACGAGAUCGCCGACUUCUGCAGGAUUCAAAAGUCAUCCCUACAGACCAUGUCGCUGCCCAACACCAUCUGCUCGUUACGGACUUGAAAAUCUCCCAUCCAAGGAAGACACAUCCAAGGACUGAAACAAAAUGGUGGAAAUGGUGGAAUCUGGAAGAUCGAAAGGAGGCGGCAAUUCGUGAGAAGAAGUCCAAGUAUAAGCUCUGGUGGAGGACGCGUCAGCCUGAAGAUCGGGGUGCUUACCUAGCGGCGAAGAGGGAGGCGAAGAAGGCAGUCUCCAAGGCGAAGUCGGACGGCUACAAGGCUGUGUACGACAUGCUUGAUACCGGAGAAGGUGAGCGGGCAGUGUAUCGUUUAGUCAGAGCGCGUCAUCGCUCAACGUUGGAUAUGGAGCACACCAAGAUCGUUAAGGGAGCUGAUGGAGCCGUUUUGCGCCGCUCUGGUCAGAUCCUGGAGAGGUGGCGAGAGUACUACAAUCACUUGUGUAACGAAGAGUUCUGUCAUCCUCCAACUGUUCCCAACGUCGAGGGUCCUGUUCUACCAAUUACUGCCGUCGAAGUCAGUGCUGCCCUCGCAAAACUCAAGUCGUACAAGGCAACCGGUCCUGAUGACAUACCUGCUGAUGUCUGGAAGCUGCUAGGAGAUCGAGGGUCCGUGUGGUUCGCAACUAUAUUUAACAAGAUCGUUGCAGAAGGACGGACUCCAGACGUUUAG
Molecule: messenger RNA, 1113 nt
Organism: Necator americanus (New World hookworm)
Lineage: Eukaryota; Metazoa; Nematoda; Chromadorea; Rhabditida; Ancylostomatidae
Exons: 4
Coding region: 1-1113 (370 amino acids)
Biological process (GO): chromatin remodeling
Cellular component (GO): nucleus
Source: RefSeq, a predicted model, not a curated record